Messenger RNA from Esox lucius (northern pike), 1177 nucleotides. RefSeq lists its product as uncharacterized. The record is from RefSeq and is a predicted model, not a curated record. The coding region runs from base 458 to 1177 and encodes 239 amino acids. NCBI's taxonomy places the organism in Eukaryota, Metazoa, Chordata, Actinopteri, Esociformes, Esocidae. Gene Ontology annotation, molecular function: nucleic acid binding. The transcript has 3 exons.
AGGGAGAGGAGAACGAGAUGGGGGAAGAGGGAGAGGAGAACGAGAUGGGGGAAGAGGGAGAGGAGAAUGGCACCAACCUGAACGGGAACCAGGCAGACGCAUAACUAUCACUGACGACAUCAGGGCCACUGUGGUGGACCAUGUCAUCAACCAUGGCCUGACUAUGAGGGAGGCCGGGCAGAGGGUCCGGCCCAACCUCAGCCGCUUCACGGUAGCCAGCAUCAUUCGGACAUACUGACAAGAAAACAGAACUGCCAGGCGACCUGCCGUGGGAGGAAGGCAACGAGUGUUAACCCAUGCCCAGGAACUGGCCGUUGUCAACCUUGUGGUGGCAAACAACGCCAUCACCCUGCGCCAAUUGCGUGAGCGCAUCCUCGAAGACCAGGCAAUUUUCCACAAUGUGCACAGUGUCAGUACGACGACACUCGCCCGGGUCCUGCGGGAACACCACGUCAGCAUGAAACAACUUUACAAGGUUCCAUUUGAGAGGAACAGUGUUGCAGUCAAGAACCUUCGCUAUGACUAUGUGCAGACUGUCCUGGCCUUCGAUGCGGCAGCGCAGCAACAUGAGUACAUCUACAUAGAUGAAGCUGGGUUCAAUUUGGCAAAAACCAGACGUCGGGGCCGGAACAUCAUCGGCCAAAGGGCCAUCGUGAACAUCCCCGGGCAGCGCGGGGGCAACAUCACCAUGUGUGCCGCCAUUGGUGGUCAAGGGCUCCUCCAUCACCAUGCCACCCUAGGACCCUACAACACUGCACACCUACUGGCAUUUCUCGAUGCACUACAUGCUGUGGUCACACAGGACAGACCAGGGCAGCCCAUGUUUGUUGUCAUCUGGGAUAAUGUCAGUUUCCACCGGGCUGCUCUGGUCCGGGACUGGUUUGCCAACCACGACCAUUUCAUGGUGUUGCACCUGCCCCCUUAUUCCCCGUUCCUAAAUCCGAUCGAGGAAUUCUUUUCGGCAUGGUGGUGGAAGGUCUAUGACCGCCUACCACAUGUACGCGUGCCGCUCCUGCGAGCGAUGGAGGAGGCAUGUGGGGACAUCGAGGUGGGGUCGAUCCAUGGGUGGAUACGCCACACACGGAGAUAUUUUCCCCGUUGCCUGGCAAGGGAAGACAUUGCCUGUGAUGUGGACGAGGUGCUGUGGCCCGACCCCAAUCGACGACGAGAUCCCUGA